Molecule: messenger RNA, 3050 nt
Organism: Closterium sp. NIES-65
Lineage: Eukaryota; Viridiplantae; Streptophyta; Zygnematophyceae; Desmidiales; Closteriaceae
Source: the annotation of a GenBank genome assembly
AUGGACGGGCUUGUUCGCGACAACGCCAGCUUUACCGCUUCUCCAGCCGUACCUACCGCCGCACCUCUCGCCGCGAUCGCCGGUCUCUCCCAGCCCGUGGAAAGCGCGCUCUACCUCUGGGGAUACAAUCUCCGCGGGCAGACCAGCCACCGCGCGGGGCUUCGCGGGGAUCCGCGCAGGUGGCGCUGCCAGCGCGCGCCGCUGCGGAUCGCGCGGGAGAAGUUCCGCGCGCGGGACGGGCAGCCCGUAGCGCUUGUUAGCGUGGCGUGCGGAUUGGAACAUAGCGCGGCGGUGGGGAUCGAUGGGAGCCUGUUCACGUGGGGGUCGAACGAGUACGGGCAGCUGGGCGACGGCACAGAGCAGAGCAGCAAGUGCGUUGACUCCGUUGACUCCAUUGACUUGACUUUAUCCCUGGGGAUUGAUGGGAGCCUGUCUACGUGUGGGUCGAAUGAGUACGGGCAGCUGGGCGACGGAGCAGCUAUGUUGACUGCAUUGACUCCGUUGACCUGUGAAGCGGUGACUGCUGUGGCUGGUAACGCGCAGUGCCCUGCUGGCAUCAACCCCUCCUCUGUUUCCCUCGUUUUCACUCCUCUCCGUCCUCUUCUUUUCCCUCGUCCCACGAUUUUCCUACAGGGAGCCAAUAAGGUACCAGCGUUAGAUGAGGCAGGGGAGGAGGUGACUGCUGUGGCGUGUGGCGCGCAGGAGCCUAUAAGAGUGGCAGCUUUAGAGGAGGCAGGGGAGGAGGUGACUGCUGUGGCGUGUGGCGCCCAGUGCACUGCAGCUAUCACCAGGCGGAGAGCAGACGGGCGGGGGAGGGGGAAGAGGAGAGGGGGCAACGCGGAGCAUGGGGGUAGCGGGGAAGAGGAGGGGCGCCUGUGGGUAUGGGGCCAGAACCAGGUGUCUUGUGGCGACUCACACGCUGCUGCUGUGUCCAACUCUGGCCUGCUGCAGACAUGGGGUGCGUGGGAGAGGUAUCUGACUCAUUCCCAGGUGAUUAUUCAGGGACAGGGGGCUGCUGCAGCGCCCACUCCUCAUCUCCUCCUUCCAGCGGUUGCUGCCUGGGCGAUGUGCUGCCUGGGCGAUGUGCUGCCACCAUGGCUGUCUCACACCCGUCUUCUGUGCCCCGCUCUCUCCACCUCACCGUCACGCCUCCCUCCUCCAGGCUACAACGAGCAUGGGCAGCUGGGCAUCGGCAGGGCGUGUGACGGGCUACAGAAGCCGCACCUGGUGACCUCCUUCCAGCGCUUUCUAGACGACCCGCCUCUCACGUGCCCUCAUGGCGUUCGCAUCGUGGCGGUGGCGUGUGGGGGGUUUCACACCGCUGCUGUCGACGCCCGGGGCGAGAUGUACACGUGGGGAGGGGGGUUGAUGGGCCAGCUGGGGCACCGAACGCUGCAGGCUCGGGGCGGCACGUGCGAGGUGGUGCCGAGGCGGGUUGUGGCACUUGAAGGAGUUUCAGUAACGCAGGCUCGGGGCGGCACGUUUGAGGUGGUGCCGAGGCGGGUGGUGGUUCUGGAAGGGGUUUCAGUGGCGCAGGUGUCUUGUGGCCGCACCCACACAUGCGCCCUCACCCACAGGGGCGCUCUCUACAUCUGGGGCGCUGGCAGGGACGGGCAGCUAGGCACAGGCCCCACUUGUGGUUACAUGAUAGGAAAUGCUUUUGGAUUCCAUCGACUCUCCCUGCUCCCUGCUCCCUUCCCUUCCCUUCCUUCUUUCCAAUCUGCCAUCCCACCCUCAUCCGUCCUCCCAGGGGCGCUCUCUACAUCUGGGGAGCUGGCAGGGACGGGCAUUCCUCCCGUUCCCGUGCCCUCCCGUCUGUGCACCCCCACCCCCCUUCCCCACUACAGGGGCGCUCUCUACAUCUGGGGAGCUGGCAGGGACGGGCAGCUAGGCACAGGCCCCACCUCCGCCUCCUCUGCCCCCACCUCUUCCUCCUCCUCGCUGCCCUCGUCCUCCUCAUCCUGCCCCUCCUUCCAUCACCUACACACCGGCUUCACCAGCAAUACCACAGCCAGCAGCAACAGCAGAUUUGGAGGGCCGUUUGGAGGGGGGUUUGGAGCAGGGGCGAGUGGGGGAGGGUGCUCGUCUCUGGAUUUUGUGAGAGGGCUGGUGCAGCGACAGCCGCUGCUGCUCAUGCCCAAGGGCGUGCGGCUGGUGACGUGUGGGCAGGACCACACGCUAGUUGCAAUGGCAGACGAUCAGAUACUAGGGUGGGGCUACAACAGCUGUGGACAAGCAGCAACUGGCAGAGAGUCCUAUGCAUGGCUGCCCAUGCACGUGGACUGGUGUGUGGGUAAGGUACAGGCAUUGGCGGCAGGGGGAGGCCAUUCCGCUGUGCUCACUGUCGCAGACUCGCUGAAGCUUCUUACUGAGUUCCGAUUGGCCCAUUCCCUCGACUUCUCUCUUCGCCGCCCGGGGGGAUUUUCGGAGUGUGCGAAAAAAUUUUACGGGCUGCCCGGGGAGGAAGGCAGUGGAGAGGAGGAGGAUGGGGAAGUGAUGCUGCGUCGCCAGCUGGCGUUGGCGGAACGAAUUGUGGAGGAGUCGCAUAGGCUCGGGGCUGACUCACUCGUGCGCUACAGCCUGCAGUUCUGGCUUAGAGUCACAAGUGACGUCGACCCAGAUAUGGAUGAAAAGGAGCAGCCUGCAGCAAGGGGACGUCAUGAGGAGAGGGAGGGAAGGACGGCUCGCAGAAGCAAGAGUAGGAGUCGCAGCCGAAGCAGGGACCGAGACCGAGGUAGGGACGGUGACAAGGUGAAGGAAAAAGAUCGAGGUCGGGAUAAAAAGCGCGACCGCGACAGGGAUAAGGCGAGCGACAAGGAUAAGGCGAGCGACAAGGAUAAGGCGAGCGAUAAGGAUAAGAAAGGGAAUGCAGCAGCGGAGGAGGGAAAGGUGGCUGGACAAGUUAACGGGGCGAAAGAAAGCGAGAAACAGAACGGCGAUUCUGCUGCUGGUGGUGCUUCUGCUCCAAAGAAGCAGGAGCCCUUGUCGUUGGAGGAGCUGCUGAAGAAACGGAAAGAGGACGCCUUGCAACAGGCCAAGGUAUUUCUAUG